ACGCUGUUUAGUAUUUAGAAAAACAAAGGUGAUUUAGAAAAACCCGAAAAUUUUUAUUAAACCUUUUUUAAAAUAAUAGUGCCAAGAUUUCAUUGUAAAUAUGAGUUCUGGUGGUAUGCUGUACGGUGGAGAUGAAAUUGGUGCUCUUGUGUUUGAUCCAGGGCAUCAUUCCUUAAGAGUAGGGUAUGCACAAGAAGAUACACCAAAAACAGAGAUCCCUUCUGUAGUAGGUGUUGGACCAGAAGAUCCAGACACCAAUCAAGAUUUGGAAACAAAGCAGGACAAUAAUAUCACACAAAACAAUACCGGUCGAAAGUAUUAUGUUGAUACAACGUAUGUAAAUGUUCCUAGAUCAAAUAUGGAAAUCCAAACUUAUAUGAAAGAUGGGAUGAUCGACAAUUGGGAUUUAUUUGAAAAAGUUCUCGAUUAUACAUAUGCCAAAGUUAUUCAGUCUGAGUCAGAAUUUCAUCCCGUUCUGUUCUCUGAAGCUUCUUGGAAUGUACGUAACAAUAGAGAGAAAUUAACAGAGCUUAUGUUUGAGAAAUACAACGUUCCUGCGUUUUUUUUAGUCAAAAACGCGGUAUUAGCUGCCUUUGCAAGUGGUCGUGCAACAGCUUUAGUAGUAGACAGCGGAGCAACACAUACAUCUGCAGUACCUGUACAUGAAGGAUAUGUUUUAUCUCAGGCAGUUGUUAAAUCACCGUUGGGUGGUGACUAUCUAUCACUGCAAUGCAGACAGUAUUUGGAAGGACAAGGAAUCGACCUAUCUCCUGCAUAUAAAAUUGCUUCAAAAGAAGUUAUCAAAGAAAAAGAUAAUCCAAGAUUUACUUUACGAAAAUUGCCUGAAAAUUUAACCCAAUCUUGGCAAAAUUACAUGCUUAAAGGGCUGUUGCAAGAUUUUCAAAUGUCGGUUCUGCAAGUUUUAGAAAGUCCAUACGAUGAGAGAACUGCUUCGCAAAUUCCAUCUCAACCAUAUGAAUUCCCCACCGGAUAUCAUCAAGAGUUUAGUUCAGAAAGGUUCAAAUUAGCGGAAAGUUUAUUUGAUCAUACUAUGUUAGGGGCAGGGCAGUUGGCUUCCACAAGUGUUGGAAUGUGUGAUGCCGAUGUUCGAAUGUCAUUGUUUGGAUCAGUUGUCAUCACAGGAGGAAACACACUACUUCAAGGAUUCCCUGAGCGUUUGAAUAGGGACUUGCAACACAGAGCACCUUCUAACACUAGGCUAAAAAUGAUUUCAGCCAAUGGCAGUGUUGAGAGACGUUUCGGGGCGUGGAUUGGUGGUUCAAUUUUAGCUAGUAUUGGUACGUUCCAACAAAUGUGGAUAUCUUCGCAAGAAUAUGAAGAAUCUGGUAAAAGUCAAGUGGAAAGGAAAUGCCCUUAGGUUAAGAGAAAAACAUAGCUGUAUUUGUGCAUACUUUUGUGAAAAUUUUAUUCCCCAAUUUUCAAAAUAAACAAUUUCUUAAAGCGAAGUACAUAUAAUAAAACAAAAUACGUAAU
Messenger RNA from Condylostylus longicornis, 1494 nucleotides. RefSeq names its product actin-like protein 6B (gene Bap55). Gene Ontology annotation, biological process: regulation of transcription by RNA polymerase II; nervous system development. Lineage: Eukaryota; Metazoa; Arthropoda; Insecta; Diptera; Dolichopodidae. The coding region runs from base 101 to 1378 and encodes 425 amino acids. Gene Ontology annotation, cellular component: NuA4 histone acetyltransferase complex; SWI/SNF complex. Gene Ontology annotation, molecular function: chromatin binding. The transcript is spliced from 3 exons. The record is from RefSeq and is a predicted model, not a curated record.